Dermochelys coriacea (leatherback sea turtle) is the source of this 5914-nucleotide messenger RNA. It is a transcript of the gene MUC15, whose product is annotated as mucin 15, cell surface associated. The transcript is spliced from 4 exons. The coding region runs from base 261 to 1298 and encodes 345 amino acids. The record is from RefSeq and is a predicted model, not a curated record. NCBI's taxonomy places the organism in Eukaryota, Metazoa, Chordata, Testudines, Dermochelyidae.
UCUUAACAAAGACAACCAAGAAGCAGGUCAGUCUGGUUCUCAGGUGUUCUAUUACACCCAGGGAAAUACGGCCCCACCUAGUUAAGUUUCUACAGUGCAUUCCCGAUGAGUGUGACACUGUCGCACUUACAGUACCUGUGUUCUACUGUGUUCACUAGACUAAUUGCACUCUGUGCCACAGCAGUAUUUCAAACCUACCUGAAUAUACUGUAGAGCUAAAAGGUUCUCUACAUAAAGAAACAAACCACAAAGCCAAUACCAUGCUGCCUUCCAGUGGAAUUAUUUUUAUUUUGCUGCCGGUUAGUUUAUGGGGGACCAGAAGCAAUGGUCACAGUAGUACAGUCAGCACAAUCAAAACUGACAAUAAUCCAACUACAGAUACGACUCCACCUACACACCAAGGAACUUCUCAUCAGCUAGUUCUUACUGGAACUAAUGGAAUAACUCCUGCUAUAAGCCAUGUUGCACCAACAACGGCCAAUAAAAAUGCAACAAAAAGUACAGUAAUAGAGAGUAACACUCAAAGCAACAGUGUAGCUCAGAGAUCCACUAAUGGCACCGGGUUAUUUUUGACUUCACAUGUGGAUAAGGGUUCAACAGAUGGCACAAAUACCUCUGCCAAAAAUGUCAACAGAAUCUCACCAUCUUCGACACUAUCCAUAACCAUGAGUGACUUUUCUACAGCGACUGAAAGCAACAUGCCUACAAAUGCUGGUGUAUCAUCGAAAACGGAAGCCAAAAACUUCACUUCAGUCACCUAUAAGACUAGUUCUACUGCAACAAUCUCCACCAAAGACUCUCUAAAGAGCUCCACAGAAGUCUCAUCUACCAACAGUCCAUCAAAUAGACUGACCACAUUAUCCACACACCAGAGUGGCAGUGUCACAACAGACUUCAAAACAAUUUCACAGACUACAAAAAAUAUACACCAGAAUUUCACCAACCAUUCUAUAGUCCCAUCAAAUCCAAAAGAACCCAACAAAGAGAAUCACCACAGUGCAGGAGUAGUGCUUGGUGCGAUUGUAGGAGCCAUUUUAGGAUCUGCAUUAAUUGGUCUGAUUGGGUACUUUAUAUGUGGGAAGAGAAAGUCUGGCUCAUUUUCCCAUCAGCGACUUUAUGAUGACACAAGGAGUGAACCAGUUCUCCGAUUAGAUAAUUCAUCGCAUGAUGUGAGCUUUGGUGAUUUGUCUUACUACAAUUCCAGCACAACAAACGAGCCAGCCGCACAGAACAGCAGAGGAAGACCAUAUGAUGGCAUUCCAAUGGGUGACAUGACUUCAUCUCAACCCCCAGCAUAAUGUCUGGGGGUAACAUCUGCUGGCUUCAGACUACAAACUCGUUUGUGAUCUAUGUACCUUGCUUUACAUACCUUGCUCCCACAGUAUUUUGCAAGUUUAUUUCCCCUGAAAUAAUCCUAUGGCUAUUAACAUGAAAGGCUUUGGAUAGCCUAUCUGAAAUCACAAGAUAUAUUUACACAUGCCGGUCAGACACUGCUGUGCCAGAGCACCAUUGUCCCAGUUGGUAAUUAAACUAAAUUCAAUGCUCAAUCUGUUUCUGUGUUAAAAGGCACUAUGUUAUCUUUUUAAAAACAAUAUUAGCAAACUGCACAGAAAGAGGCAAAAUCCUGUUUGUUACACCUAGUCAACUUCCUUUGGCUUCAGUCAAGGUUGCAAACAUGCAAUGGAGCAAAAUCUGACCAGGAUUCUAAGGAAAGUUUAGCACCAAGACAAAAAAACCAUAAUGACUAUCUUGAUGAGAAGCUGCUUUCUUCAAAUGUCAUUUCUAUCAGCUCUGUGGGUCGGGGGAUUUCCUCCCCGCCUUGAUAUUUGCAUCUACCAGAGAGAAAAAGCUAUAAGGCACUGGUUUUAAUUACAUUACUUACAGCUUGCAAUUUGCCAGGCCAAACGGACUUACUGUUUAUCAUGAAGAGAAUUUGCUCACACUGAUACAGUUACAAUUUACUACAGAAAGGAGACCACAAGAAUGAAUAGUCAACACUUCCUCCUCCUCUGCACCAGUGGGUCUAUUAUCUGCAUUGCAGGUUAGGAUCUGUAAAAAUGAUGCAGCAUAUUUUGGGAUGGGCUGCGUGUAAGAAAGGAAUUCUCUUUGGGUAAAAAAUAUAAAAAGAAUACAGAGAACCACAGACUAGUUUAAAAUCUUUGCUCAUUCAGCAAGUCUAAAAAUCAGGGAGAUAUCCAAAAUAAUAAUAUCAUGUACCUGUUUACAGACACCUAAGAUGCCUAAAGACAUAAGAAGAGCUUUAGGAAGGUAAAAUAUUACUAGUAAGAACAUCAGGAUGCUUUAGGGAAUCAAAGAUUAAGUGUGGGACCCAUGUUUAUUGCUAUAGAUCUUAAUGUGUGUGAUUAAGAGUGGGCACUUUGGGCCCAGGCAAUGAAGCUACACCCACAAAUAUCAGCUGAAAACCUUGCCACGAGUGUGUUAAAUUCACAGACUCCUUCUCUUCCCUUUUGCACUGGCUGCAGCUGGGAGAGUGAAAAAUGCCUGUUCAUGUGUAUUAUAUAAAUACAGCGUCUAUGUGGCAUUUAACUUCAUCACAAUGGUAUAGCAUUGGUUUGAAUAGAGGCAGUGCUCUGGGUGGACCAAUGUUAAAGUUUCAGGGUACAAAUAUGCAGCACUUUCACAGGAAGAACUAUCUACCCCAUCUAUCUCAGAUAGUUACAGUAUGCUAAUCUUGAUAUAAUCUAGGUGUUGCCACUGACUUCCCAUUGCAAACUUGUUAUCGACUGCAAUGAAAGAUCACUGGUUCAGACCCCUCAGUUGUAAAAACUGUUUCUGUCUUCUUUCGAACAAAGAAAUGUUAUGUAAUAGUAACUCCUGUUUAAGAGUCGCCUCUGAGCAUUUACUCUUUGUUUGAUGCCUCCUGGUGUGGAACAUGAUGUCACAGUGAAUGCAGAGAGACUCUGGAAGAACAGAAUAAAUACACGAAAUCUUCCUGUAAAUAGUUAACACAAAACCUUCUGACCUGCCUUUAACUCACUUUAAUUAGCCUUUGCCUACAAGCCUUCAAAUCUGUUAAUUUUACAGUGCUCCGCAUUGGAUUACACUGAUUUUGGCCCCGAACCCUCAAUUAAUUCUGUGUGAGUGGACCCCUCUGAACACAUGACAUAGAUUGCCGGAUUAAAGGCCUUGUUUUUCUACAGUCAUUACAUUCUGAACACAAAUUAGUAGUAGAGUAUUUUUAAUGUACUACUAGUAUAAACAUUGAUUUGAUGAAAAUAGGAAAAAUAUAAAUAAACAUGGAUACUACUUGUUUAACAUUAUAUUAAACUUCAAAUCCCUCUAAAACUAAUAGUCAUCUAUAGAGGGAGAGGUGAAGAGAACUCUUAGGAAGGAAAAUGGACUUACCCCAUAUUGCCAUAAAAAUAGCAAAGAAGACAGUCCCUCCAUUAUCAAACAAAUGUGUAACCUAAGCAGAAAUUAAAACACAUAAUGCAAAAUAAAUAAUAAUAUUUAGUAAUAAUAAAUAAUACUACUAAUAAUACCACUUUACAUUCAUAUAGUAUCCCCCUCCACCCCCCAAAAAGGAUCCCAAAAUUCUUUACAGGUUUUAGACCCCAAAAUAUAGGCAUCCUUUUAGGAAGCCCUAAUUGCACAUAAAGGUGCACACAUCAGCAUUUAUAUGCACAAUUCCAUUCAUCCCCCACUAUUCCCAUUGCUAGUCCAGGACUGAAUCAUCUUUCACAGCAAUUCCCACUCUGGCCUCAGUCAUCUUUAAUGUAUUCAAAAUACUGUCUCAAAACUCAGUUACUUUGCCAGCUAUUCUGACCACAUCCCACCAGUCUUCAAAUUUUUCCUUGGUUUUCUCUCACUUGCUGCAUCAUAUUUAAACAUCUUGUCCUGUCCUUUUAGGGCCUUAACAACUUAAAUCAGGCCUACCUACCCACUUUCAUCUCUUUAUUUCCCUCUCCCCCAGGAAUGUUCCUUAUCUAAUCAUUCCUUUCAUUCUCCUUUCCUUCCUUGCAACUCCAUGCUUCAAUCCCUUGUCUCACUUGGUCCACCAGGCCUCCAUGCUCUCCCUCUAAACCCCUCUUGAAAAUAUCCUUCCCUUUUAAAGAGUCUGUAAAUCCUAAUCACUCUCAAAAUGAAGAAUAAAACCAUCCAGAUAUUAACAAAAAUUAAUGUCAAAAGGAAGUAAUUAUAGCAUUAAGGUAUGCAUCACAUUCCACCUCUCAAUCACUUUUGCUGUUUGUUGCACCCUAUUGCCCAUUUUCUACUUACAGCGUAAACUCUUUGGGACAGAUUUGUUUUAUCUGCAAAGUUCAGAUAAAGUUCAUGGUGGGUGGUAGAUAAAUUAUAAUUGAAAACUGUUACAUGACCGACUAUGUGUCAGUUUGAGUGCCCUAAUGGGGUUUGUUGUCCCAAUUUUGAAAAUGGUGUCCUCUAUGUAUUGUUCAGGGUUCAUUUUAUCCACCAUACAAAUAUAGCCAUUUCCAUGAAAUCCAGCAGUCACUAUGUGUGAGCCACAGUAGGCAAGGAGGCUGAGGUGAAGAAUAAUUUCUCCUACUGAAAGGGGAUUUUAGGUAGGCAUUUGCCAGUGAUGAAAUUUGGUCAGGGAUAACGGGCUGAAACAUAUUCUAGUGAAAAAAUGCUAUAAAAUGUUUGGUGAGCAUCAGUGACUGGAACCUCAGUUUCAAGUGUCAUUUGAAAGAUGACAUACAACAUUACAUUAUAUUGGAGUAAACCCGUGAGAGAGAGAAUUUAUGGGCAGGCACAUUUGAUAAAGAAGCACCAAACAGGGAAAAACAAAAAAGAAAAGAAAAGCUUUCAUAAGUGGUUUUAAUAACUAAUGCAAUAAAACAUUGUGUAUUUCUAGGUAUUUUCACUGUUUCCAAUGAGAAUUAAUAGCUUCAUUUUAGUAAAGACUUCAGCUUAGAUUACAGUUUAAUUAUUGUUGGUUUUGUUCAUCAUGUAGGGCCCAGUCUUGUGGACUCUUACUCAUUCAAAAAGAAAAGGAGUACUUGUGGCACCUUAGAGACUAACAAAUUUAUUAGAGCAUAAGCUUUCGUGAGCUACAGCUCACUUCUCACGAAAGCUUAUGCUCUAAUAAAUUUGUUAGUCUCUAAGGUGCCACAAGUACUCCUUUUCUUUUUGCGAAUACAGACUAACACGGCUGCUACUCUGAAACCUGUAAUUACUCAUUCAAGUAACCCUUAGUCAUGAGGGUAGGAUAAUUGAUUUAAAUGGGAUAGCUUGGAUAAAAUCCAUAUAAAAAAGUAAAGGUUUGCAAUAUUGGGCCCUUAUAUUGUAACUGACUAUAUGGUGGCCAUCAGGAAUGCUGUGCUUGUGAGGUGAUGGUCUCAAGGGUUAUGGGAUAUUGAAGGGAUUGACAGUCUGCUGAAGGGUGUUUAUGUAACACCUUCUAGCAAAACUAUUAUACAUCAUAGCUGCCUUGUUUUGUCAUUGGGGUUGUCCUUUGUAGCAGACUCCAGUCCUGUAAACCAGACAAAUCUACCUGUUUUCAAAUGAAAACUGUCACCAUUAUUGCAUCUGCUUUUAGAAAAUAAACACUGAGCAGGUGACAGAGGAUAUUCUGUAAAAGGGAAGAUAAUUAAAUAUUAGAAAAACUCUCUUGAAAUCCUCAUCAUUUAUAAAUCCAGGAGAAAAAGUUAACAGUAUAAACACUGUAUUGCUUGCCAAUAUGUUUUAUUUUCUCUUAAAUGCAAACACUUCUAAAAUUGAGUAGAGUUAUUAAACACACAAGUUUUAGUAGUAUACAGGACUCUGUUUAUUUUACUGUGCUGAAGAAAAUCGAGAAGUUUUUACUUAAUACCAAAGAUCAUCAAGUACAAUAUGUUCUUUGUGUGAAUUAUAUAAUUGUGUGAAAUCUGUAUGCAAAUGUGCCUUUGGCUUUGUUAUUCUUUUGUUAUAAUAAAAAGAACAUACAAGCAAAGUA